AUGAUGUCUGUCGCCCCCUUCGUUCUCCUUGCCUUCGCGUUCGCCGCUACGGCACUCGCCCAAUUUGACAUAUCAAAGAUUCCGAAGUGCGCGCAAGGGCCUAUCUUGACCAGUAUAGGCACCGGCAAAUGCGACCCCGCAAAUGUCCAGUGCAUAUGCAAUGACGCCCACUUUUUGGACACUCUCAAGGAUAUCAUCUACAAGGUGUGCAGCGGUGAUGAUGCCAAAAACGCAUACUCAUUUGGCAUGUCCAUCUGCCCCAAUCUCGUCGACUUUCCGCUGCCUGGCACUUUGGGAGUGACUACGAGUACGUCAGCUGCGGCCGCCUCAUCUUCAUCUGUUUCAACAUCGAGUUCGAUUACUACACCACCAGCUGAGACUCCUUCGAGCUCUACUGCCAUUGAGACCCAUUCGAGUUCCACUGCAGUCGAGCCAAGUAUCACUACUCCUACUACCGCGGCAGAAGAUAGUGUGACAACGUCAACUCAUACAGAGCUCCCUACUGCUGAGGCGACGCCACCUAAUUCUUCCAAUGCGACUGCAAACGGAACGUCUCCGGAGCAGUAUACUGGCGAAGCUCCUGGAUUCGGUACUUUCAGAUUGUGGGGAUUGGCUUUGGGGAUUGGCACCAUGGGCGUAAUCUUUGCUGAGCUUUGA
Aplosporella prunicola CBS 121167 is the source of this 657-nucleotide messenger RNA. RefSeq lists its product as uncharacterized. The coding region runs from base 1 to 657 and encodes 218 amino acids. The record is from RefSeq and is a predicted model, not a curated record. The transcript has 3 exons. NCBI's taxonomy places the organism in Eukaryota, Fungi, Ascomycota, Dothideomycetes, Botryosphaeriales, Aplosporellaceae.